This is a messenger RNA of Pecten maximus, 4681 nucleotides long. Its product is annotated as tripartite motif-containing protein 2-like. The record is from RefSeq and is a predicted model, not a curated record. Gene Ontology annotation, molecular function: ubiquitin-protein transferase activity; zinc ion binding. Bases 414 to 2954 code for a protein of 846 amino acids. Gene Ontology annotation, cellular component: nucleoplasm; chromatin. Lineage: Eukaryota; Metazoa; Mollusca; Bivalvia; Pectinida; Pectinidae. Gene Ontology annotation, biological process: positive regulation of DNA-templated transcription. The transcript is spliced from 2 exons.
UUUACCUGGAGCUCGGCUGUCAUAUACGUAUACACACAAUUAUUCAAGUAUUGGUAAAUUGUACCUGUUAAUUGUGUUAGAACAGGUAGAAAUUUUACAGGUAUGUAACGACUGUGGACAACUUUUAAAUGGUGUUUCACCAGAGCGGAGUUUACUGCAGCUAACACAUGUUUACAGCUACCCUCCGGCGAGGGGAACUUGUUACGUUACAUACCAUACAGCCACUAAUAUAUUCUAUAUUGAUUUAAAAUAUUCAACAGCGGAGAAAGUGUUGGUGAUAUAUGCUUGUUGAAAGAAAAUUUUAUACCUGGAGUCUACCUGGAUAGUGGACAACUUAAACAGGGAUCUGCGAUGGCCCCUAUUACGUGACGAUUGAAGUGUGAUCCGGACGCCGUAAUACCAAACAGAGUCUGAUGAUGGAGACUCUAAAGGAAAUACAGGAUCAAUUCCUAAAAUGUCCCGUCUGUUUACAGAACUACACAUCUCCGAAACUUCUUCCGUGCCUCCAUACAUUUUGUCGUCAAUGCCUCGUGGAAGUGCUGAAGAAAUCCAUUGGGGAUGACAAUGGUAGUUCAACAGAGAGCGAUUCCGAAACUGAAAAACCUGCCCCACACGGAAAACAUUUCAAUUGCCCGGUUUGUCGGGCUGAUAUAGAGUUGAAUGUUCCUAACGGAAAUUCUAACUUCGCACAAUGGACCGAUAUGUUUCCGGAUAAUCACUUCGUAAGUAGUUUGAUGGAAAAAAUCGACAUGCAAGCGACAGAUAAAUAUUGUGAGAGUUGUUGUCGAGACGGAAACAGAAUUGGGGCCAAAGCCGAAAAUUGGUGUCAGACGUGUAAAGUGGUUUUCUGUGAUUCUUGUAUAAAAGCACACAACGUCAUCAAAGCUUGCCGAGAGCAUAUUGUGGUUUCCCUCAGAGACAUGCGUAAUGAUCCACUUGAGUCCAUCCGGUCAAAUAAAAAAGAAAUUCCAUGUUUUCAUCACAGAGACAAGGUUAUUGAAUACUACUGUGUCGAUUGUCACGUGACUAUCUGUUCGUCGUGCGUUGCUGUGCAACACAGACGAUGUGAAAUGGUAGAAACCUUGGUUGAUGCAGCACAAAAGUUAAAACCGGAAACGGAAUAUGUACAAAGAAAUCUCCAGAUGCAGAACGAGGUUUUACGAGAAUGGCGUGAAGAGCACGAGAAGGAACUCGGCGAACUCUCAACCAACAAAGAAAUGAUCAUGAAAGAAAUGUCGACGAUAAGGAAAAGGGUUAAUGAAGCAUUAGAGAAUUUAGAAAACAAGCUCAUUGUUGACCUUGAUCAGAAGAAUAUGCAGACAGCAACUGUUGUGAAGGGCAGAAUGAACGAGAUCGAUGAAAUGAAGAAAAAUGUCAACAACACAGGAACUUUUCUCAAAAAUCUAAUCCAAUUUGGUAGUGAUUCGGAGCUUCUCACUGUUUUUGAUGCCAUCAAGCUCCAAGUAGAUGAUAUGCGCGCCAACAUUCAGAAAUCCCGUUUGAGCAAAUUGAGCACUCGGCAUAGACUUAUCCCGGACUCAAGCGUACAGAGAUUGCUUGAGUUACACUCUAUUGGGAAGAUCGUGGAUUUAGUGGAUUUGAAGAAGGAAACUUUUCUCAACAUGAACGGGUUGUCAGAGAAAGAAGGACAACCUCCUCAGAGACGGUCGUCAAUCAAGCGUACAGGAACGUUUCGCGUUGAACGGUCUCCAACUCAAUCUCCAGCUUCCACGAUGAUGAGCUCAUCAACAUCCUCAGUCUCGUCGACAUCAAGUGAAUCCAUAGGAUCACAGGAAAUAUUGACACCGCCAGUACGCGCGCGUCGAGGAUCGUCAUCGAGGCCGUCAUCUGCACGCGACACACCAAUACCAAGGCCGUCCUCAAGACCGACUUCAGCGCGUGAUUCUCCAAGAGUAGCGGUAUCUAGGACGACUCCUGUCAAGUCAAACACGCUUCCACGUGCUCCGCGAACUCCAAGGACUGAGCGGUCUCAAAAGAUGGCGGAUGUUAACAGAGUAAAUUCUCUUCCCCGGAACAGAAGCAGCACAUCAAACGUCUCCAAUAGAAAGAACCCCGAAACCGAAAACUCCGAAAAUGCAAAUACUCCUCCUCAAACGAAAUCUCGCACGGUUCCGAUGCUUUUCUCGUUCAACGGGAAGACAGAUGGCGACGCUAAGAAAUGUUGGCCUCUUGACGUCACAAUGCUCGAGGACGGUACUCCCGUCAUUACCGACUUCCACAACAAAAAGGUCAAAGCCUUUGACGCAACCGGGAACGUGAUGGGAGAGGUGGCGGUCCCGAGCUGGCCACACGGAAUUGUGGACGUCGCUAGCGCUGAAGUGGUUGUGACACUUCCGGAACUAGCCACAAUCAUGUUUGUAUCGGUACAGGACAACAACAUGCGGAUCCGCAAACGCGUCAGAACGGUAAAACAGUACCGCGGAAUAAGCUGUGACGUCACAACAUCGCCAAAUGACCCUGUUCUGGUUGUUUCGUGUUGCGCCUCUGGCAUUCAAUGUGUUGAUGUUCUCGCUCUAGACGGGACUGUUUUACAGACGUAUCGAGAGGACAGACGACAACCGGGAAAACUUCUCUUCACUUGGCCGUAUUACGUCACAACUAACGCGGCGGGCGAGAUUCUCGUCUCGGAUUGCCAGUCUCGGAAUGGGAUCAUCUGUAUCUGCCGUGACGGUGGAGUAAAGUUCGAACAAGUCCUCCCCGAUAACAUCGUGUGCGACCCACGUGGAAUAUGCACUGACCGGCAAGGGAACCUGUUCCUGGCAGACAAGACCGGUAACUCUGUCCACGCUCUCGGCCCGGACGGAGAAUACAAGAGCAGAGUUCUCUGUUCCGCGGACGGACUGAUUCAUCCGAUUGCGGUCUGUCUCAGUCCAUUUGGACAUCUCAUUAUAACGCAAGAGAACGGUGACGUCAAGGUUUUUAAAUACAGUUGAUUUCGAAUUACGUCAUAGAUGAGGUCAUAGACGACGUAACAAAUGAGUAUACGUGUGUUUGUGCCUACAAGUAAUGAAAGUAACGUCGAAAUGUUCGUUAAAAAUGCGUAUCGUAUACACAUACCUAUGUUUUUACGGUAAUUAGGGAUACUUCGGGUCGAAUUAAGAAUUUUCUGGAUUUAACGCUCGAAGAACUUUGGUUUAUCUUGAGAGUAAAAACUGCCUUAUUAAUUUAGAAAUUAUAACUUUUACUAUUUGAAAAAAACACAUACUUUCCAGUAAGUUUAAUUUUGACGACCUAAACUAAACGAAGGAAUGUUCCUUUAAUACAUAUGGUACAAGGUACAUAUGUAUGGGCUGUUCAUUGGGGAUUGUGACAAGAAUCUGUUGAUUGUAUCUUUUGGUAAAGUAGAAGAUGUACAUGCUCGCUUAGGUUCUUUAACAAUAGAAAAAUAUAAAUGCAAAUAUUAGUGUAAAUAAUACCAGGAACGAUAACUCUAAGACGAGAUUGACAUGCGUCACGUGUUCUGUGACGAUUUUCUUGUUUGCGUUUUGAAUAUCAUUAUUGGUGAAAACGUCAUAUCAUUUUUACACUUACUACACUAUACAUAUGUACUGAAAUACAUCAAUAUACACACACUGAAGACAAUACUAGAUUAUAUUCGUAGCAUUGUCGUUUUAAUUUGCCAUUUUUUGUGUCUCAAACCUAAAGUUGUCUCAUUUUAAACUCCAUCAAGCCCUGCAGCAUUUCAUUUCGAUUUUAUCUAAGAAACCAAUAUGGUUUCUCUGUCACCGUUUCAGUAACAUAGAUCUUCGUGUCUGCUGUACUGAACCUUUCCGAUUUAACAGAAACCUGUACGGGUAGCACGCUAGGUCCACUUUCUAUUUAGAACACACUCAGAAUACCGGAAACUCGGCAUUCCGGACGACUCUCAGUACACCUGAAACUCGGCAUUCCGGACGACUCUCAGUACACCGGAAACUCGGUAUUCCGGACGACUCUCAGUACACCGGAAACUCGGUAUUUCGGACUACCCUUAAUACACCGGAAACUCGACAUUCUGGACUACUCUCAGUACACCGGAAACUCGGUAUUUCGGACUACUCUCAGUACACCGGAAACUCGGUAUUUCGGACUACUCUCAGUACACCGGAAACUCGGUAUUCUGGACUACCCUUAAUACACCGGAAACUCGGUAUUCUGGACUAUACCUGUAUCUCGAUAUUACAGACUUUUUGUCUCAGUACACCGGAAACUUUUUGGCGGUAACUCCUAUCCCACCAAACUGGAAAUUUAGUAAUAUAGACUACAUGUCACUUAUACACCAGUAUCUCUGGACUUGUACACCGAUCACGACUCGGUUUCUUUCAAAGAGUAUCGACAUGUUGACAAAUCCGUAUAAUAUGAUUUAAAGUUUGUUAUUAAUUUGUUGUAUUUGUUAGAGAGAGAGAGGAUCAUCGUAUUUCCAUACCAAUACUUUAUUAUUUCAAUUUUAUUACUCAAAUCAACGAUAUACUGUUUAUAUUUCCUGUGUAUUAUACUAGGAAACAAAACUUGUUUACAUGUAUAUAUCGAUAUAGGUAUAAGGGAGUGUAUAGUGAUAACAAUAUCAAUGUUAAAAAUGUAUGAAACGGGAUGCUGUAGGUUUUUAGUAAUAUUCCAAUAACAAUAUUUAUUUAUUAAUUGUUUUAGAGUUUAAUAUAAAUAAAAAUGCAUAAUGAAAUUG